Cladocopium goreaui is the source of this 714-nucleotide messenger RNA. The record is from the annotation of a GenBank genome assembly. Lineage: Eukaryota; Dinophyceae; Suessiales; Symbiodiniaceae.
AUGGCCAUGGCCAACCCUCCACCUGUGGCGAGGCAGAGGAUUUUGUGGUGCGAUGUUCCAAAGAUGUGGCCAUUGGCUCUGAAUUGUCCCCUGGCAUUUGGGCGAGGAACGUUUAAAUCCUAUGGCGAGCAUUCUGAUGCGGAGCUCUUGCGAACCUAUGGCUUUGUUGAGAUGGGCAGAUCCAAUCCCAACAAUGUGUUGGUGGCUACCCAGCAGGAGCUGCUAGAGGCGUGUCGUCCAAGUUCUAUUGGCAACGAAGCGGAGCGUUUGGCCCGAGUGCAAAACCUCUUGAAACCUGUGUAUGCGAUCCCUGCCUCUGGUGUGCUGCCUGCUGAGCUGCUCACGGUGGUGCAGGUGAUCCUGAUGAGCCAGACAGAUUAUCAAGAGUUCCACGACUCAGAUCUCCAAGUGUUGGGGAAAAAAUUUCACGCUCGCGGCAGCGUGCAUGGGCAGAAGGUGACCGUGUGUCUCCUAGGUCUGUUGUCCAAGCUCAAGCAGCGCGUAGCUACGGACCCCACGGGGGAGUCAGACCGCGCCAAGCUGAGCCGUGCUGUGCGAUCAGGAGAGCUGCUGGUGCUGCAGGAGGUGCAGUGCUACAUCUUGACGCAUUUGGCGCCUGUGGAAUCUCGAAAGCGAAAAGCCAAAGCGAAGGUUGCUGCAAAGAAGGUGUCAAAGAGCACCAGUACAGCGACGUCGAGUAAAGAUGGUGGCUGA